Sporisorium graminicola is the source of this 1053-nucleotide messenger RNA. RefSeq lists its product as uncharacterized. The transcript has a single exon. The record is from RefSeq and is a predicted model, not a curated record. Gene Ontology annotation, biological process: tubulin complex assembly; post-chaperonin tubulin folding pathway. Gene Ontology annotation, cellular component: cytoplasm. NCBI's taxonomy places the organism in Eukaryota, Fungi, Basidiomycota, Ustilaginomycetes, Ustilaginales, Ustilaginaceae. The coding region runs from base 1 to 1053 and encodes 350 amino acids.
AUGGCAUCAUCCUCAUCCGUAGGCAACGCGUCUCUGGCCAACGCUUCCUCAGCCCAGGCAUUCUACACACACUUUCGAGCGGCGACCGAUUCGCUCUUGACUCGACUCUCGAAUGACCCGUCAACGACCACGACGCCCGAAUUGCUCCAACAGGCGCUGCAGACGUAUUCUGGUCUGAGCGCCGAGCUGACUCAAGCAGUAGACAGUGGCGUGCUGCCAACUCACGAUCAAGGUGUGCACAAGCGGAGGUUGGAGGAGGUGGCAGCUGCAAUUGAGGCCAAGAGGAGGAGUGUCGCGCAACAAGGGCAGGUGGAAAGGAAGAAUAAGGGUGGGUUUGCGUUCAAACGCAAACAGCCAGCUAUCGAGGCAGUGCCGGGACUAGCAGUCUCGUCGCGUUCAGAGGCAUUGCAAACAUCGCCACAGACACCUCGAGCGACGGCUCAGGAUAGACAGUCGAGCCACUUGACCGUCUCAGCCAUCCACGACACUCGAUACACCCACUCUAGCACUAACACGACACAGCCACUUUUGAGCAAACACAUUUCGAUCGAUGUCACCGAUGUCUCCAACUCAAUCGUUGACCUUCGCUCCCUCGCCGAGCCGGCGCACACCGUUCUCGCGGUUCAAAUCCGCGGCGUCAUCAACUCGGCACUCCUCCUACCCCCAAUAGAGGGGAGUGUUAUGAUUCACGGACUCAAAGAUUCGCUAUCCAGCGUUCCGUCGUGUCAUCAGUUCCGAAUGCACGAGUCGAAGGACGUGGUGGUCGAGCUGUCGACAAAGCGAGGCAGCGUUGUAACCGUCGAAGGAUGUUCCGGGAUUACGUUUGUGACCAGAAGUGGCGAGGAGGUCAAAGUGCAGGAUUUCGAUGAUUUGAUCAAUAGCGAGCAGUUGCGGCACCAGGGCGAAACGGAAAGCAGGGCCAACUUUAGGGUUAUCCAGUCCAGGGGAAAUGGAGGGGAGCUGGCGGAUAAGGUUGAGCUGUUGUCAAGUGCUGAGAGCUCAACCAAAGCAGGCAUUGACAAGAUCGCCAACGAGCUGAAAGACUCGGUGUAA